Messenger RNA from Pangasianodon hypophthalmus (striped catfish), 4261 nucleotides. RefSeq names its product ectonucleotide pyrophosphatase/phosphodiesterase 5 (gene enpp5). Lineage: Eukaryota; Metazoa; Chordata; Actinopteri; Siluriformes; Pangasiidae. The transcript has 4 exons. The record is from RefSeq and is a predicted model, not a curated record. The coding region runs from base 1542 to 2981 and encodes 479 amino acids.
GCUGUUCGUGUUUUGUAAUUUACUGCGGUGAAAUGGUUGUGUUUGGGACAGGGAGUGUGAGGGAGCAUGGCAGUUGCAUGUAGACGCAGUUAGGUUUGGAGGAGGAUGUGUGUCAUGUCUCUCCAGCUCUGUGCUGCUGAUGAUCCAGCGGUGCGGAUAGCUAACUGUAGCCUGCAAAAGCCUCGCUGACACUUAACCCACUGUGGCCUUGUGGAAAUCCUCAGCUACCGAUAUUUCUGUUCCGUGUAGACAUUCGUUUUUGUAAUAUUUACAUCCAAACGUGUCUGUAUAUAAGAAGAUACAGCCUAAUAAUAGCAGCAGCAGCAGCAGGGGAAUCUUCUCGACCUGAGCUGCAUUGUAUGACGUCAUGGGUUUGUACUGAAGCCCAUUUGAAUUGACUCUGCUUAACAACUGUGCUGCGUUCAAUUAUACAAGUGUUCAUGUACAGAUGGGUUCAUUACAUGCCUGUUCUUCUUGGCCGUGUUUUUAUUUUCCAUGAGACUCAUAUGCACCUGUUAACAGCGCAUAAAGAAAGCCCUGACAAAUGAUAUUCAUGCAUGGUGGCACUAGUGAGUGUCUGAACUAUUCUUGAUAGAUGAAAAUUGAAAUAUCAGUUAUUCUGGUGGUUACUGCUUACUUUAGGCUAAGCAAUCUUUUUUUUUUAAUCCUUUUUAUUGGUUGUUUGCGUCUAACUAACUGGACCUGUCAAAAAAAAUAUUUGAAAACAAGCAAAUUCAGUGUUGAAACCGAGUGUUUCAAUUUUGGAGCAACAUCUAAAGCCAAAUCCAAAUCCAGUGCCCAGGCCAUACAGUUAAGCCAGAUUGAGCAUGUUCAGAAAUGUGCAUGGCGAAUUGUACUAAUCAAAGAUGCACUGAAAGCCCUCUCACUGACCAUCCUUCCAAGAGACAAUUGUGCUUUCAGCCUUCUCAGUUCCUCUUCCUGGGACUGGCUCUCACCGCUUAAAGCCCAGACGUCAUUCUAACAAAUCAGGAAGUGCAACCAGUUACAGAUUCCCCAAAAAAACACAGAAAAUCACAAACCCCAUCCAUAAUAAGAAUUUAAAUGCCAAGUCAUAGACUGUUUUUUACUUUAUCUGUUCUUUAUUGUUUUUAGAUUUUGUAUACUUUAUGUAUUUUAUCAUUUGAUUAUAUCAUAUUCUGUGUAAAUCGAUUGUAAAUAUUUGUGCAGUUUAUGUGAGUGUGGAAGACGGUUGCUUCAGAGAAAAGUAGCACAGAUACAUUAUGUUCAGGGGCUGACACUGGCCUGAAACACUGAAUCAGUCUCUGAUUGUAUUUAACAUACUUUCCAGUCUGAUCCACCCACUGAUAUAUCCUGUGCAGUGAAUGUGUGUGAUACUGACUAACCCAAAACUGAUCUUGCAUUCAACAUAGGACACACAUUGUCCUAAAGCCUGCCACCGUUGAAUCUCUCGUGUCCUUCAUAGUCGCCACAGAAGCUCACAAACAUUCAGCUCUGUUACUGUGAGGAAGGUGAUAUCGGAUAAGUAUCAAGUAUCAGCUGAUGCUAAUUUCAGAGCUCUGAUGUUCUAUCUGGCAUCAAAGUGCAGCAUGAACGUGGUGUUAAUGAGGAAGAUGUACUUGCUGAGCUGCUUUCUAGCCUUGCUGCUCCCACCUCUCUCACACCAAGAGGAGCAUCACAAGCUGCUUCUAGUGUCGUUUGAUGGCUUCCGCUGGGACUACGUGAACAGGGUUCCCGCACCCAACUUCCGUGCCCUGAUGGAGGAGGGAGUGCAGGUGGAGCGUGUGGAGAACACCUACAUCACCAAGACCUUUCCUAACCACUACACUUUAGUGACAGGCUUGCAUGCAGAGAGUCAUGGCAUUGUAGCAAAUGAAAUGUAUGACCCAGUUCUGAAUCGCUCCUUCUCCAUGGAGGGGCCGGAGGUGUACGACUCUCGAUGGUGGGAGGAGGCUGUUCCGCUGUGGGUAACCAAUCAGAUGGCUGGACAGAAGAGCGGGGCUGCCAUGUGGCCUGGAUCAGAUGUGUCCAUUGGUGGAAUAUACCCGACCCGUUACAUGCCCUACAAUGCCUCCAUGCCCUUCGAGAUGCGUGUAGAGAAGCUGAUCAGCUGGUUCUCAGGACCAGAGGCGAUUAAUUUUGGGGUGCUCUACUGGGAAGAGCCUGACGAGAGCGGCCACAACCUGGGGCCCGAGAGUCCGCUUAUGGACGUGGUCAUUGAGGACAUUGAUGUCAAACUGGGUUUUCUCCGAGACGAGCUCAAGAGAGCUGAGCUUUAUGACAAAAUCAAUCUCAUUGUCACAAGUGACCACGGUAUGACACAGCUGUCACAUGACAAAGUCAUUGAGCUGGACACCUACGUGAGUCGGGAUCUCUACACGUGGAUAGACAAGAGCCCAGUGGUGGGCAUUCUACCUAAAGAAGGUAAAUUUGAUGAGGUAUAUAAUGUGUUGGAGAAUGCAAAUCCUAACAUGGUCGUGCACAAGAGAGAAGACAUUCCUGAUCAUUUCCACUACAAACACAACGUAAGAAUAAUGCCGAUUAUUAUUGAGGUCAAAGAAGGCUGGACAAUCGUACAGAACAAGACUGGACCCUUUAUGUUGGGCAACCAUGGCUAUGAUAACCACCUACCCAGCAUGCACCCUGUGUUUGUUGCCCGUGGGCCAUCGUUCCGCACAGGUUACACUAAGGCCUCGAUGCGUUCAGUGGACCUCUACCCUCUCAUGUGUAGUAUUCUGGGCAUUCAGGCACUGCCUAACAACGGCUCCCUGAUGAGCGUGCGGGAUCUGCUGGUGGAGACGUUCACACCUAGACCUGUACCUCUGUCCGUACCCGAGGAGCCCUCGUAUCCCUGGGCUGUGGGCACGGUCCUGGGCAGCAUUCUCGUCCUGGGAUUCCUCAUUACGUUUGUGAAGCAGGUGACACAGAGGCAACUGCCCCCUAUGCCUCUAACCAACAGGGAGAUUUCACAGCCCUUACUGCAGGAUGAAUUACGCCUUUAAUGAAAAAACAGUGUUUCUCGUUAUUACAUUAUGUUUAUUUAGAAAAAGAGAAGCUUGCAGUAACACUAAGGUUUCUAGUGGGAGGCUCUUGGAAGCAUGUAGCAUUGCUCCACACUCUGGUGCUUCAGAGCCGGUUUUUACCAUUUGUUAGUUUCCAAAAAUUUAAAUUUAAACCGGAGACCAGGUCACAUUAAUUCAUGUACUAGUGAAAGAGGGGAGGAGUACCAAAUCAAAUCCAUGCCACUGGUGCCAUGCCAAAGUUUAGCAACUGUAGAGCAAUACAGCAAGAGAAGCUACAGGCAAACAGUCCAAACAAUCAUUCAACAUCCUCUGCUGGCAAACCUGAGCAUUUUAAUUUCUGAAAUCCCGUGGCCUGUGUACUUAAAAAGAACAGAAAAUGAACAAGAGAAAUUGUUUUAAAAAAAAAAAUUCUACCAUUUUAAAAUACAACCAGAAACUUUUUUUUUCCUUCCAAAAAAAACAAACUUGAAAAAAAAAAAAAAGAGAGUGAGAGAGACUGUUUCAUUCUGUAUUUAUUGAAUGUUUAACAAGUGGUAGUUCUCUUUAGGGCAAGGGCAUUGGCAUCUUUGCUAAUUGCUUUUUAUUCUUUGUGUUUCAUUCACUGGGAUUUCUUUAAUCUUGUAAAAUGCAAUGGCUACAUGCUUUUAAUGUUUUGUUUGUAAUGCUGGCAGUGUUUUUUUUUUUUUGCUGUUAUUUACAUAAAAUAGGUACUUAAUCUGCCACUGUGUUGCACUAAGAUUACCGCAAGCUAAUCAGGACUUGUAGAAAGUGUAAUGGAAUGGUUUUAGAUUUGUUGCAUUUUGCACACUAUUUCCCCAUGCUUUUAAUAUUUUUAACAGAUAUGUGCCAAAAUACUUUAGCUACUAAUAUGUGAAACAGUAAAUUAGUGGUUUUGGUUUUUUAAUUUUAGACUCAGAAUUUUACACAAGGCCCCAACUGGGGAGAACCACUGUGAUUUACCCUUUACAGGUAUAAAAAGAAAAAAAGAAAAAAAAAAAAGAAAAGAAAAAAAGGGAAAGUGUUUAACACACUCUGAUGUAAUUAUUGCUGAUACAUUUAGUACACAUGUUGCUUGUAAAAUGUUAUGCUUCUAUGCUGUGGCUAAAACUGAGGGAAAAAAAGGUUGACUAUGAUGGUGAUGUUUGCCCUUCUCAUGUGAAAUCAUAUUGUAGUGUUUAAAGUAUUACUUAAGUUAUUAUUUAAUUGUUGUCUUACAUGUUCUGGAUUUUAAUUAAAGACUGGUGCAAGAUGCACACUCA